ACCCUGAUAGUGAUGGUUUAAGUUCCGUCAUCGUUAUCUAUUGAGGAUUAAUUCUACAAAAUGAAUUCAAAUUAUAUGAGACUUCUCAUAUUUCUAGCCAUUUUUCAAGUUGUAUUGAUAUAUGCGGAAAUCGAAUCAACUAAAUCCACACUAUCCGACGAAUUGGAUCCUUUGCACGAUGUAGAAAACUCUGAACAUACAGUUAAAGAACAAGAAAAACGGACUGUAUUAAAUUUGCCAUCUAAAAACGUUGCUUGGGUGAAACAUACUGCAAUAAAACCCUCUACCAUUAAAUAUGUCUUAGGAUAUACACCCAUAAAUCUGAAACUGAAGCCUGUGCUACGACCAGUAGCUAUUAAAGGAUACCAUUACAAUAGACCACGAAUUCAAUUACAAAUAAAACGACCUAUCGUACAUAUUCCUCAGAUCAAACACGUUGAAACAGGGUGGAAACCAACAAUUUCUGUAGUAAAACCGGUUCCUGUUGCUGCUCCCGUACAAACGAAGCCAGUUCUUGUAGAGCAUGUACACGUUGAGUCAGCUGCUCAUGUAGAUCACAUACAUUCAAAUCCUGUGCCACAUGUAGAGCACGUUCAUAAUCAACCUGUUGUUCACGUGGAUCAUAUUCGACCAAUACACAUUAAGGACCAUAUUCAUCAUGUUACCACAGGGCACAUUGAUCAUCUACACCAUGUUGCUGCUGCUCCUCAACCAGUGCAUGCUGGUGUUGUUCAUACACCAUUUGUUCCUUCUGCGCAACUUUUUGAAGUUACCAAACCUGAUUUAGGCGUACUUCCAUUAGGUGCUGUAUUCCCAACAACUGCUUUAAAGGAAAUUCCAGCACCUCAAUUAGCGCCACAUCCAGUACAUCAUAUUCAUGCCCAACCGGGCCCACCAAUUGCUGCAGUUCCUCAUCCCAUACAUAUUCCAGUUCCACCAGCACAAAUUCCAAUUGCCUCAGUACCUUUCCAGGUUGCACCAGCACCAUUGCCGAUUGCACCAGUACCAGCCCCACUGCUUCCAACACAACUUCAAAUUCGUCCUGCUCAAAUUCCUAUUGCACCUGCACCUAUUCCAAUUGCACCUAUACAUAAUAUACAUCCUGUAGGAACGCUACAACACGGACAUCUUCCCGUUACACAUCUUCAUCCAGUAGCUCAUGCAGAAUCUGUUGGUCAGUUGCAUCAUGAUCAUUAUCAACCAAGCCAUUUUCAUGCAGAUCAGCCUCAACCAGCCGAUCAUUUACACGUUCACGGUGAUCACAAUCCAUUAGGACAUUUACAUCCAGUGGGUCACCAACAACCAGGCGGUCAAAUCGAAUACCACGGAAUCCAUUAUCUACAUUCAUUGGGACCUGAUCAACCCCCUACGCAACAAUUAUUACCAAAUCAUUAUCACCUUCAAUAUCCUCAAAUACAACACCACCAAGUUCAUUCGAAUGAAAUACCUAACGUUGGUAAUAAUAUAUAUCCAAAUCAACAGUAUCCACCUUUAGGUACCCAACCUCAAAGCUUCGAUGUAGCACAAAAUGAGUACCCUCAGCAGUCACCUCAAUUUAAUGGAUACCCUAAUCACUUUCAACCGGAACCUAAUAUACAAGAUCAUUAUCCUGACGUGCAAGAUCAAUAUAUCAAUACGCAAAACGAUAAUAGAUAUCAGCCUGCGCACCAAGUCAGCAAUCAACAAUUUUUUAGAGAAGGACAGUUCCAAAUAGGUAACCAAAAUGAAGAUCAAGGAUACGUUUAUCCUCAACCAUCGCACAAUUUUAUUCAACCAGGACAAACUGACUUGCAGUUUCCGUUACAUUUACCAAAUCAUCCCGGAUUUAACAGAGGUUAUGAACAAGAUCAUCAGCCGGAAGCAUCGCAACAACAAGAAAGUUUUAAACCAUCGAUACAACUGGAGCCACCAUAUAAAAAAUAAGUUUGAUAUGGUUUGAGUAUAAUUAAGAAGCAAAUAGUUUAUUAGGUAAUAUUAAAACAUAUUAAGGACAUGUCUUGAAUUAGAAUGAUGUUUAAAAUACUUGAAGAGAACAAACAAUAUUAUCUAUCAAAAAACAAAAUCUUUUUAAACAUAUUUCGCCCCUCUAUUAUUGCGGUUACAAGCUAGAGUAUAAUUUGUUAUUGUACAUAAAUUGUAUAUAUACUUUUGAUAGUUUCUUGUUAUAUAAUUUAUU
Messenger RNA from Diorhabda carinulata, 2176 nucleotides. Its product is annotated as tyrosine-protein phosphatase non-receptor type 23-like. Lineage: Eukaryota; Metazoa; Arthropoda; Insecta; Coleoptera; Chrysomelidae. The record is from RefSeq and is a predicted model, not a curated record. The coding region runs from base 61 to 1923 and encodes 620 amino acids. The transcript is spliced from 3 exons.